Trichoderma virens Gv29-8 is the source of this 2367-nucleotide messenger RNA. RefSeq lists its product as uncharacterized. The transcript is spliced from 9 exons. The record is from RefSeq and is a predicted model, not a curated record. Lineage: Eukaryota; Fungi; Ascomycota; Sordariomycetes; Hypocreales; Hypocreaceae. The annotation marks the transcript as partial. Gene Ontology annotation, molecular function: ATP binding; ATP-dependent chromatin remodeler activity.
CCGUUACAGAUCUCAGGUGUCUCUGGGAGAUGCGAAACCCCAAAUUCGGAAAAAGUCCCGCCAGUGUAUGAAGUUCAACUAAACUCGUCAGCAAGUUUCAGCGCAAUAGAUGAUCCACGCGUGAAAGGAAUGAUUCUGUCAGACCAUGGACAGAUGAUUCAGGGCCUUCUUGAUGAACCAACGAUAAAUCUCCACACGUCUUGUAGCCCACAUAGCGGGCUUUCAACGCGUAAAUCUUGCGGAAGUUCUGCACAGGUUCCUUGUGUCCUGGAUAUUACCGUAUACGGUCCCUGGGAGCUAUUUGAGCAGCUUGGAAUCUGGUUCCAGGAGUAUGGGGUGUACCUCCAGGAUCCCCGAGCAUGCCAUAUGGACGUCAAAUACUGCAACCCUCACCGAUUGUCAUCGGAUGACUUUGACUCGUGUCUCUUGCUUUCUCAAGUCGUAUCUCAUACGAACACAUCGUCUUACCUUCAGGAUAUCACAGAAGGACCUGAGUUGCUAGAUAUGCUAAGCAGCAAUGUUGAGCUGGCGGAGACUCCGCAGCCAAAGGCAAUACAGGCAACUCUCCAAAGUUACUGUAAAUUGACGAGUUCCAGCCACCAAAAGAAAGCAUUGACAUUCCUCCUCCGCCGAGAGAAGGGAUGGGCUUUCGACGCUCAUCCUUCGGAUAUAUGGGGAAUGGUAGAUAGAGACCAGGGGCGAAUUUUUGUGAACAAGAUUUCCUCUACUUACCAGUCUGAAGCACCUCCACAGUUUUAUGGAGGCAUCAUCGCUGAUCCAAUGGGCCUUGGGAAAACGUUAACCAUGAUUGCUCUAGCAGCAACAGACCUCGACACCAAUACGAACGGCGAGGCCUACAUGUCGAUUGAUGAUGAGGGAAACUAUGCUGUCCCCACCACUCUCAUAGUUGUACCUCCACCGCUUCUAGGCACCUGGGAAGAGCAGCUGACAGAGCACGUUGUAGCGGGUAGCAUGGAAUGGCGUUGCCAUUAUGGGAAAAAGAAAUUUGUUGACAAAUAUGAGCUCGAUUCCGUAAACGUGGUUUUGACCACAUAUCACACCGUAUCUGCCGAGUGGAAGACUGGAAAUUCCAUUCUUUUCUCAAUUCCGCAUUAUAUCCGAAAUGGGAAUUCGAGGAUGGCUCAGGCAGUAUGCGCUCUCGACUCCAUCUCCCGGUGGGCUGUCACCGGUACACCGAUCCAGAAUCGUCUCGGCGAUCUUGCGACGCUCCUCAGAUUCAUCAGAGCUCACCCUUAUACCGAUCCUAAGGUGUUCGAUGCUGAUAUAUCCCGCCUCUGGAAGUCCGGAGGGGAUGAGGAAGCCGUAAGGCGGUUAAAGCAUCUUUCGGCCUGUCUGUUGCUCCGUAGGCCCAAAGCAACAAUUAAUCUUCCCCAAAGAAGAGAUAUGCGAUGCCCUGUCGAUUUCAGUCGCGAGGAAAAAGCGCUAUAUGAGGAGAUACGUGAGCAGGCUGCCACGAAAAUCGAGGAGGUGCUUCAAAAUAACUCGGAAGCGUCGCGUGCAGGCGGCUUCGUCAACGUUCUACAGCAGAUUGAAUCACUACGACUUGUCUGCGACUUGGGCAUUCAUUAUCACUCAAGGCACCAAGAUCUCCAGCAAUUGACAGCUGAAGCCACUGAUUGGGCCAGUGUCGCUCAGGAGACGUUCAACGUUCAACGAGGGAUGGGUCCAAUCGUCUGCGCACAAUGCUCAUCAACCCUAGAACUGUCCGAGGCUCUUUUUGAUGAAUCAAACCCAACGCACACAAGUCCAGAGUUUUCCCGUUGCUUGAGAUUUGUUUGUGGCGACUGCAUGCACAAGAUGGGCCGGGCUAGCCGUAUAGCUGUCUGCCGCCACAAGCCAUCAUGUCCAAUAGCACCAGUGUCUACAAGCACGAGUGUCUUUGAGGAUGUCUCAAGUCUCACCUCGCCGCAGAUAAAAUUUCCUUCCACUGGACUGCCAUCCAAGGUGAAGGCCCUAGUCGCUGAUAUCAAGUCCCUGCCUCCAGGCACUAAAUGUCUCACGCUUACUGUGGCUUCGCGAGCGUAUCUCAUGGAGCCACACUGGAACCCAACUCUCGAAGAGCAAGCUCUCGCGCGCAUUCACCGAAUCGGCCAGGCGCAAGAAGUGACGACUGUGCGGUUUUAUAUGCGGGAUUCAUUCGAAGAGCAUGUCAUGGAAUUGCAAGAGUCCAAGAAAAACCUUGCCGGAGUCCUGCUCUCGCCUCAUGACGGUGGGCGCAUGGACGAUAGCUUAGGAACACUGCAGGUAAGUGAUUGGUGUAACAUAUUGGUACAGAAUGGUCUGUCUGAUGCAGCUAUAGCGACUGCGUUUACUGCUUUAGUACCGGAUAGAUACAGAGCGCAGUAG